AUGCCCCGUCCGUCGACCAGAGACGCUGGCGGACCAUCAGCAGGGCUCUCACAUGGCCUCGUACCUCCUCACCUCGCCCAGCAGCUCACGCGCUUCGUCUACGAGAACGACCCGCUGCACGUCCCCGGCCUCGCGCCUCGCUGGUCACUCGAACUCGAGCUGAUCUGGCGCACAGUCCCGCCCGACUUCUGGCUCAACAAGGCGAAAGAGGAGGCAACCGUCCUGAAACAGCUCAGUGCCGUAAAGACGAAGCUCAAGCAACUCGAGGGGGCUCGGGGUAGCCAUGUUCUCGAGAAUACGCGGCGAGAGCUGGCGGAUCGUUGGCAUGCGAUCAAGAUGGGCUAUAGCGGCGAGCUUGCGCUCGCUGGAAUCGUGGUUCUGCUCCACUGA
Rhodotorula toruloides NP11 is the source of this 390-nucleotide messenger RNA. RefSeq lists its product as uncharacterized. The transcript has a single exon. NCBI's taxonomy places the organism in Eukaryota, Fungi, Basidiomycota, Microbotryomycetes, Sporidiobolales, Sporidiobolaceae. Bases 1 to 390 code for a protein of 129 amino acids. The record is from RefSeq and is a predicted model, not a curated record.